Balaenoptera musculus (blue whale) is the source of this 5559-nucleotide messenger RNA. RefSeq names its product FLVCR heme transporter 2 (gene FLVCR2). The transcript is spliced from 11 exons. The coding region runs from base 352 to 1995 and encodes 547 amino acids. NCBI's taxonomy places the organism in Eukaryota, Metazoa, Chordata, Mammalia, Artiodactyla, Balaenopteridae. The record is from RefSeq and is a predicted model, not a curated record. Gene Ontology annotation, biological process: heme export; transmembrane transport. Gene Ontology annotation, molecular function: heme transmembrane transporter activity; heme binding. Gene Ontology annotation, cellular component: membrane.
CCGGCGGAGUGGCUGCGCCCGGAGAGAACUCUUUCCAGGACGGAGAGGGUGAACGUCGACAGGCGCUUCGGCAGGACUCAAGGCACCGGGGGCAAGGACCAGGCUGAGGCGUCUGCAGCUGGGGGACAGCAAUCAGGGACAGAGGACGCCAAGGAAAAGUGAGAGCAGAAGCUUGGGGGUGAGCAAAAGAGCCCCACUCGCGGCUUUUACGCAGGCUGGGGACUCCAUUUAUUCCUUCCGGGCUGGCCAGGUAAGUGCUACGUCAGCUUUAGGUGACCAGACGACGCCACUGCCCCUUAAGUCGACUAGAGUCCUCAGCACCUGUCUAGGGCUGCAGGAGAGGCUGUGGUCAUGGUGAAUGAAGAGCCUAACCAGCAAGAGCGCGAUGGCACCGCUUCGCAGACUUCCGCCCUCGGGGAGAACCCCAGCCUCUCGGCCCAUCCCAGCGUCUCAGCCCGUCCAAGCGUCUCCAUCCACCCCAGUGUCUCCGCGCACCGCAGUAGUUCGGCCCACCCCAGUACGUUGGCUCAGCCCAGUGGCUCGGCCCACCCCAGUAGCUCGGGCCCGGAGGACCUUGGCGUGAUCAAGGUGAGCAAGCGCCGAUGGGCUGUGGUCCUGGUGUUUAGCUGCUACUCCAUGUGCAACGCCUUCCAAUGGAUCCAGUACAGCUCCAUCAAUAACAUCUUCAUGAACUUCUACGGGGUCAGUGCCUUUGCCAUCGACUGGCUGUCCAUGUGCUACAUGCUGACCUACAUUCCUCUGCUCCUGCCGGUGGCCUGGCUCCUGGAGAAGUUCGGCCUGCGCACCAUCGCCCUCACCGGCUCCGCUCUCAACUGCCUGGGGGCCUGGGUGAAGCUGGGCAGCCUGAAGCCGCAUCUCUUCCCAGUCACCCUGCUGGGCCAGGUCAUCUGCUCCGUGGCCCAGGUCUUCAUCCUGGGCAUGCCCUCCCGCAUUGCUUCUGUCUGGUUCGGGGCUAAUGAGGUGUCAACAGCCUGCUCCGUAGCUGUCUUUGGCAAUCAGCUUGGAAUUGCCAUUGGGUUCUUGGUCCCUCCUGUCUUGGUACCCAACAUCAAAGACCAGGACAAGCUUGCCUACCACAUCAGCAUCAUGUUCUACAUAAUAGCAGGUGUGGCCACUCUGCUUUUCAUCCUUGUCAUCAUCGUAUUCAAGGAGAAGCCGAAACAUCCCCCCAGCAGGGCCCAAUCCCUGAGCUAUGCCUUGGCGUCCCCUGAUGCUUCAUACUUAAGUUCCAUCGUCCGACUCUUCAAAAACCUCAACUUUGUGCUGCUUAUCAUCACCUAUGGUCUGAAUGCUGGUGCUUUUUAUGCCUUGUCCACUCUGCUGAAUCGCAUGGUGAUCUUGCACUACCCGGGCGAAGAAGUGAAUGCUGGAAGAAUCGGCCUGACCAUCGUCAUUUCAGGAAUGCUUGGGGCUAUGAUCUCAGGUAUCUGGCUGGAUAGGACCAAAACCUACAAGGAGACAACUUUGGUGGUCUACAUCAUGGCUCUGGUGGGCAUGGUGGUUUACACGUUGACCUUGAACCUGGGACACCUGUGGGUAGUGUUCAUCACGGCUGGUGCAAUGGGCUUCUUUAUGACUGGCUACCUCCCGCUGGGAUUUGAGUUUGCUGUGGAGCUGACAUACCCAGAAUCAGAAGGCAUAUCGUCUGGCCUCCUCAACAUGUCUGCCCAGGUAUUCGGGAUCAUCUUCACCAUCUCCCAGGGCCAGAUUAUCGACAACUAUGGAACCAGGCCUGGGAACAUCUUCCUGUGUGUGUUCCUCACCCUUGGAGCCGUCCUCACUGCGUUCAUUCGGGCAGAUCUCCGGAGGCAGAAAGCAAACAAAGAAACUCCUGAGAAUGUUGUUCCCGUAUUUCACAGCCAGAUCCUUGUCCACGAGGACCAGAAACCCGCGGAGGAGGAGGAGGAGGAGGAGGAGGAGGAGGAGAGCAAAACCAGCAAAGCCCCCACUAGUGUACUGGAGGAGCACCUCUGAGAGAGAAAGGUGGUGGGACUCAGGGAACACGGACCACGCCCACCUCUUCAGCCAGCACAGCUCUCCCUGCCAGCACCACGGGCUUCCCCGGAGCAGCUUUUGGAGGGAACCAGGGGGCAUAGCUGGGGCUUGGACAGCAGUGCCUCCGCCUGGAACCCACCGCAGAGCUGGUGUCAUCUGCCUGGGGGAGACUGCAGUUUUCACCACAUGCCGAUCGGCUCCCCGCCCCUCCCCACGUAGGUCUGGCAGCUGGUGGGUGGGGGCAGAGGGAAUCCUGGAGUCAGUCCUGGCCUGCUGCCUUGCCUUCCCUCCACCCCAUCCCGCAGGAGAGAGCCUGCCAAUUAUCACGGAAAGCAAGCUUACUCUGGAGGUUAACUUUUUCUAGUGUCUUCAGACCCUUAGGAGCCCAAUUCUAAGGGGCGGCAGCUGCUCUGGACGAGGGUCAUUCUUGGGCCACCAGACUGACCGCUAACGUUCGGAGGGAGAGAAAACACCAUCAGGACAAACCCCUCAGGACUCUGGGACCAGGUUCUCCCGGCUCAUGUUGGCGUCUGUCUCCAAACCCUCUUUCCCAAGAGCUGAUAAAACCAAACAUCAGUAAACUUGACAAAAACUUUGCUGUGGCUGUUAAGGGGAAGCCGAUUUCAGAGAGUUGACCUUCUCAGGAUGUGAGGGUGCUUACGAAUUUGGGGACUCUGGUCCCCAAAUGAUUUAGGAAUGGAAAGGUUCUUUUCUAAAAAAGAUGUCCUGGCCUAGGGCCUUGUGUGUGUGUCACUGUCACCUCUGCUGCUGUCAUCUGGACGCUGCCCACGUGUUCUCCAGAGGGAGGGCAAGCCCAGCCAACUAACUGCCUGUACCCUUUAGUGAAAACCAACCUGGAUACCUUCCCCCCCUGCGAACUCCAGAACGCUUCUGAGAGAUGAAAGGGGCAGCAGGUGGCCACUGAACGGGACUCGGGUCUGCUGGGUUAGAGAAGUGCAUUCCAUCUCUGAUGGGGACAGUAUUUGCAUCCCCACCUCUCCCCUCACCCCCUUCUUUAAUAGCAAUAAUUUUUUCUCAGAUGUUCUGAAUUUAAAGAGAUUCCCUUUCAAUCAGCCCUAGCUGACCUCUCCUGCUUUGCCUGCUGUCUGGCUCUACCCAUGGGCUUGGGUAGUAUUUCCAAAAAUAAGAUGUUUUGGUCAUUUCUCCUGUGCGUUGAGUUCCGGGAUCAUGACCCCUAUGCUGCCCCGGCCUCAGCAUAUUGGAGCAGCCUGUGUGGCAGCGGUGCUGGGGUACUUGAGCCACUGCCCAAGGGGAGCCAAGUGUGUGUGUCUGUGUGUGUGUGUGUGUCUCUGUGUGUGUCUGUGUGUGUGUGUGUCUGUGUGUACAGAUAUUCUGUACAUAAUAAAAGAAGUUCACACUUCUGGUGGGAGGACUGAGGUAGGGGUGGAGGGGAGGUGGAGAGUGAUGGUGCCUUUUUGAUAAAGAGUGUUUACUCUUCAGUCCCUUAAAAUGUAUCAACAAAAUGUUUACUGAAACCAUUGAUUUAUUUAAAAAACAUAAUUAGUAUUUUCUACUUGUUAAUGUCAGAUAUUUUAAGGCAAUAAAAGAUUCUCCAUGUGGUCUGCCUUGUCAUUUAUUGGGGCAGAGAUGGCUUUGGUGGCGGGAGCGGGCUGGAGGGGCAGGGGCUCGGGGUAGAGGAGGAGCUCCUGUGGGCUCCGUACCCUGGAAGGUGGUCUUCUGCUGACACAGAUACUGCCAUCCUAGUGGGUGAGUUUUAAAAGAUGAGGCUGCAGAGGUGACAGCUGGCCUUUGUGGGGGACUGCAGCUCGACGUCUGACAUGUGACUGGGACUGCUUUCCCUACAGCAUCCACGCACAGACGGUUCACCUGAGUGUGCCUGCUGCCCAGAGAGCCCACUGUGGCUUCUGGCUCUGCCUCAAAGGGUGGCUGGAAUGUUUGUUCUAUAAUCAGAGCAGUCACUCACCAGGUCGUGCUGGCCGGAAUCCAGUUGUUUUGUCAUUUGCAGUUCUUCUGAAUCAUCCCCCUUCCUGCCACUCUUCCCUUUGCGAUUGCAUUUACCUUAUGCGUGUUACGUGAGUGGGCUGCAACGAUCAGUUUCCUGGACAUUUCUUCUUUAGAGAGUUGCACUGUGUCUGUGGCAUUCUGGCUCCGUAUCUGUUAGCAGUUCUUAGGUGGAGAGACAACAUUAUGAUUCCACUUUAAACCACCUGGGAAGGGAGCCAAGCCUGGGCUGUCGUCAGAGAAAUCUUAUACUCAUAGUGUCUGCCAAAUACUCUGUAUCAUUUCUUUAGAUGCUUCGGGAUCUUGUCUUUAUUUAUCUGGAAUCAUGUUUCUGUGGUGCAUGCCUAGAGGAUCCACAUCAUCUUAUGCUUUCAUUCAUUCCUUUCUUAGGUGGGCUCCCUGUGGACCUCAAAUGUUAACUCUCUGUAAGAUCAUUCCUUUUCUUACUGCCUCCUACAAUAGCUGGUAAGGGAAAGAUGGUUUGUACCACUGAGCUGUUUUUCCAGGUGGGGACGUGAGGCCUGGAAUCGUAACAACCACUUUUGGCACCAUAAUCAUCAUAAAGGAAGCCAGCCUGUGGAUGAAGCCAAUGUAGGAGGGCAGAGCCAAAAGAAUCCCAGAGAAAUAGAGCUCAGUCCUGAUCAAGCCAUUCCUGAAGCCUAUAAUCCUCUUUUCAGUUUUGUGAGCCAAUGUUACCUUUAUUAGUUCAGCUAGUUUAGGGAAGAUUUUCACCUGAAGAGCCUUAACUGACUGAGAAUUCCCAACUGAAGUGUCAACUUCAAGCUUCCUGUCAGGCCCUCACAAGCCCCCUGCCUCCCUUCCAACUCCUACCUUCCACUCCCUAACCUCACCAUCCUGUAGUUAGUGAUCGUAGGCCUUCAACAAGACUAGAUGCUGCUCCCUCUGCCCUAAAUGCCCACCUCACAUCUUAAGACAUAUGAUCCCUGCGAUUCAAGUCUCAACUCAGAUCCCAACUCCUCAGGGAGGCUUUUCCCGAUGAUCUAAGUUGUGCACCUCCCUCCUGUUCCUGAUCACAGUGCCUUGUUUCCUAGAGUUCUUAUCACUGUCUGGAGUUGUUCUUUCAGGUAUGGGCUUGUUGAUAAGUCUGACUCCUUGACUACAGGGACAUUGCCUGGGUCGUUCAUCUGUCUUUCCCAAGUGUCCGGCAGGCAGUAAGUGUUCAAUAAACACUUGUUGAAAUAGCGAAUGGGCUCUCGCAUCUAUAUGCUGUGCAUGAGGGCCCAGCCAGUGUGGAGGUGCUCGGGGUUGUGUUUGGAUGGCAGCAGUCUGCUCCAGUGCCUUGUCCUGGGGCCCCAGUGUUCUUUUCAUGGUCAUACAGCUGUUUCUUCUAUGCUGCUUGGUUCUGCUUUCUCAAGAAUCUGUUUCUUCCUUGGGAAGAAAACAAGAGAGGGUCCUGGCUGUUCAGUUGUGAACUCAGAAUCUUGAAGGUGGGGAUGGAGAGGAGGAAGGUUUGACUUCACAAGAAAUGAGCAAGAGACAAAAGGCAGCCAGGUUUGCCUGGGUCUUGAGUUGUCCUACUCAUGGUAUAUUUGAUCAGCA